GCCUCCCGGUACAAGCGUCACGCCGCCGCGUCCGCUGUUAGCUGGGGGCCGUCCGGCCGCGCAGUGCAAUGUGGGAGUGAUUAAGGAAGUAAAAUGGCGGAUCUGGCGAACGAAGAAAAGCCUGCCAUUGCUCCACCUGUCUUUGUAUUUCAGAAGGAUAAAGCACAGAAGUCCUCUGCAGAGCAAAAAGGCUUGUCGGAUUCAGGAGAGGACCCACAGGGAGAGGCUGAGUCCCCCCACCGUGGUCUGGGUCACACAGAAUCAGCUGGUGAGCGUGACUUUGAGCUUCCUGCUCCCACUGUUGCCUCAGUCAGUGCUACUUUGAUUCCUGCUUCUGAAGCCCAGCUUGCUCCUAUUCAACAAGAACUGGCAGGGAGGUCAGCAGAUGGGUCAAGUCCAGAAGAUGGAGAAGAUUCAGAUCACGAGGAUGGAAGUUACUGUCCUCCAGUAAAGCGGGAAAGAACUUCAUCUUUAACACAGUUUCCUCCUUCACAGUCAGUAACAAAGAACAAUGUCUUUAUGCCAUCAAGCUUCUGUGAACCUUCUACAGGAAAUUCUGACUCAGAACCAGAGGAAAAGAGCAGUGGAUUCCGACUGAAACCGCCAACACUUAUCCAUGGUCAGGCACCCAGUGCAGGCCUCCCAAGCCAGAAACCGAAAGAACAGCAACGAAGCGUACUGCGUCCUGCAGUAUUACAAGCACCACAGCCAAAGGCUUUCUCACAAAUGGUUCCAAGCAGUGGGACCAAUGGUAUAAACGCCCCACCAGAUUCUGGAGUGGCAGCUCCAUCAGAAUCAUUAAUCAGCACAACAGUGAAAAGAUCAGACUCUGAAGACAAGGUGCGAGAAUGCCAGAAAAAAGAGCUGAACAGUACUACAGAGGAUGAUAAUUAUGAGAAGCCAGAGCAAAAUGCACAGCAAGCAUUUGUGUUUGGGCAGAAUUUGCGAGACAGAGUUAAGUUAGGAGAUGAAAGUGAUGAAACAGUUGAAGUACAGAUUGCAGGACUUCCAAGUUCAGACCCUCCAUCUGCAACAAAUUACUUUCUUCAGUACAUCAGUUCCAGUUUAGAGAAUUCUACAAACAGCGCAGAUCCAUCCAGCAACAAAUUUGUUUUUGGACAGAACAUGAGUGAGAGAGUGUUGAGCCCACCAAAAUCAAAUGAUGGUGGUACAGAGAGUAACAAGGAGAAUACUGCUUCAGAAUCUGGCUCUGAAUCUUCUUCACAGGAAGCAACUCCAGAGAAAGCUAAUAAUAUUUCAGAAUCGCUGGCAGAGUCUGCAGCAGCCUAUACCAAAGCAACUGCAAGGAAAUGUUUGUUGGAGAAGGUAGAAGUGAUCACUGGGGAGGAAGCAGAGAGUAACGUGUUACAGAUUCAAUGCAAAUUGUUUGUGUUUGAUAAGAAUUCUCAGUCUUGGGUGGAAAGAGGUAGAGGACUUCUAAGACUCAAUGAUAUGGCAUCAACGGAUGAUGGGACGUUACAAUCUCGGCUGGUAAUGCGGACUCAGGGGAGUCUCAGGUUAAUCUUGAACACCAAGCUCUGGGCCCAGAUGCAGAUUGACAAAGCCAGUGAAAAAAGUAUCCGAAUCACAGCCAUGGAUACAGAGGACCAGGGUGUCAAAGUUUUUCUUAUAUCGGCAAGUUCUAAAGAUACAGGACAGCUGUAUGCUGCAUUACACCAUCGGAUCUUGGCUCUGCGGAGUAGAGUGGAACAAGAGCAGGAAGCCAAGAGCACAGCACCUGAACCAGAAGUAUCACAGUCAAAUGAGGAAGAUAGUGAUGAUGAUGAUGUCAUUACUCCUUCAGGAUCAGCUGGAAGUGGUCCUAAUGAUGAAGGAGAUGGGCAGAAUGUUGGCAGCACAUAGCUGUGAGCUUGUCUGCUUGCAAGGCUGCUGUGAACAUAUUCUUGCAGGCACCUUUCUGGAUAACCCAAGCCAGCUAUUGUUACAGGCAGCGUUGAAACCGCCAGGACUUAGGAACCGUGCAUCCCUGUUCAGUUGGUUUGGUUUUUAGGUCCGGAUCAGUAGAGUCCACAAACAAAAGCAGACUUGGAAACUGCCUGAAUGUGGUUUGGGAUAUGAAAGCUCAUCAUAUUGAUGAGCAGAAAAAUAACAUUUCCCCUCUUCCUUGUAAUUGAAAUGGCACAUUACAGCUUGUCACAGCUUUUUCAUUGGGAACUUUGGACUGUUUCUUCAGUAGUUCAUGUCUUGCAGGCCUCUAAGACGGAACUUUUCAGCACGGUUCCAACUUGAAUACUUCUUUCAUAACCUCUGCCACCCUCUCCUCUUUUUCAGUUCCUGCCACCUGCAAAGAAGCUGUGCUCUCCUCUGUUCUUGUGCUCAGUGACCGCCCUUUUGGGUUUAUUCUCUUGGAUAGCAAAUGGGGCAGCUUGCAUUUUUAUUUUUUAUUUUAUUUUAUUUUUUACUUUAAAUCCCCAUGUAGUUUGUGGACCCUGUUGUCCCUUGUCUGGUGGGUCCAUAUGCAGAGGUAAAACAAAUGUUGUGGCUCAACAGGAAACCCUUUUAUUGAGUUAAGAGACUUUUUAAAGUCCACUGGACAUUUUGCUAAUAACUCCUUUCUUCUUCCCUUCAAGUUCCAAUAUUAUUUGGGGAUUUAUAUUGUGGUGAUACUUUUUAUUUUAGUUUUUCAAUAAGAUGCUCUUGUGUGUUGAGAAAGUGAAACUAUUGUUUUGUACUGUUCUUUUCUGUUACUAUUUAAGGGAGAGCUAAGCCACUAUAUAUAAUAGAUGUUGCAUACAAAUUUUCUUAGUAAAUUUAUGUUCUUGUAGCUACAAUAAAGCUUAGGCAGUAUACCAGUCAUACCUUCAGAACAGCUGACUAGGAAAUAGCUGUUUGCCUUUGAAAUAAUAAAGUGGGCUCAUUUGGUAAGUUGGGUCAACCAUUAAAAUAGACCGAUAUACACACACAAAGCAUUCUUGAGUAUUGGCUUGAUUCAACAAGCUGCUUAAGCACUUGCCUAACUUAAAGCUUAUGAGUAAACCUGAAUAGUUAUAUUGGCUUCAACGGGACUAAAGUUAGGUCCAUUCUUAAGUGUUCUGCUGAAUUGGGGGCCUAAAUUCGUAAAUCAUUUUCUAACCCAUCUUUUUUCCCACUUUUUUUCCUUUUAAGUUAUGCAGCAUGAAAGAUGAACUAUAUUGCCAGUUUUUAUUAGUUUGGGCUGAAAGACCCAUCCCACUCAGCCAAAUAAAGGCAAGAAAAUGGCGCUGUCAGUAAUUCUGAAGGGUUCCUAUUUUAAACACAACUCAUUUUGUUUUGGCCACUAUUUGACCUUUUGGGCCUCUUCUGUAAAACUCCCAAGAAAUUUUUAUUAACUGAAUUGAUAUUCUCAAAAUUACCCAGAAAAAUUGGACUUGCAUAGCCAGUGAAGAGUAGUUUUGUAGCCACUUUCCUGUGUGUAUCCCCUUUUAUUUUUUCUUUAUAAAUGAAUCCCUUGAUGGUGAUCUUUUGGUUUGCUUACCACUUUUGUACAAACUUUGUUUCAAGUUUGGAAGAACGAAAAUGCAUCUAAAAGUGAAACAUGAGGAAGAAAACUUUUUAAUGCUGCCAAUGUUGAAAAUUAAAACCUGAGUUGUAGCACACAAGCAAGUUGAAUACUGUUCAAAUUGCACAGGAUCCCUUCUUGCUUUUAUAUAAAUGAAAAAAAGAUACGUAUACAGUUAGGAGUCCAGAACCCAUUUAGCUUCUCUUUGUAUUUUUUCUGUUGUCCAACUGUUGCUAGAGAUUAAUUGCUUAUUUUCCUGACUGCUCAUAAAAGGACCCCUUCAGUUACUUGUUUUGGGAGUGGAAAGGGCUCAUGAUUAGCUGUGCCAUUGCAUUUGUGACCCCUCUGGACUGUCUGCUCAUGCAGUCUCUGAAUUUGUUUUUUCUCUAUGGAGGGAGUUGUGCUUUUUGCCAUGCACAAUCCAGUUGAGGUGCAGUUUUUCAUGCUGCUCAGUAACAGAAAUUUGGCAGAUUUCUACUCACCCACAAGUGUUUUUUCUGCACCGUGAAUUUUGGAACCUUUUGGUUGUGCAUCAAGUAAUCUGCAUAUUUCGGACCUUUUUACAUUGAUAUUCAGAGGAAUUUAAACAACUCUUUUCAAACAAACUUUUGAUGUAAAGCUUCUCAUUUUCAGUCUAAAGGUUAUUAAAAAGUUGAUAAAGGGUCUUUGUCAGCAGGACCUAAUUGUGGAAAACCAGGUGUGUUCUAGUUGCAGGCUCCAUUCCUUUCAGACGUGUGUGUGUGUGUGUGCGUGCGUGCGUGUGUGUGUGUGUGUAUGUGUGUGUGUACAGUACCACUUCCUGGUGCUUCACCUUCAUGUGAAAUUGACAAGGCAUCAAGAUUGAGAAGAAUGGAGUAGACAUGCUUGUUUCUUGGGGUGUAGUGGUGUUACCCAAUUACCCACAGAAGUAAUUCUUAAUCUGGUAGCUAUUUACUGGUCAAAUUUGAUUCCAGCUGGAAGCCUUGCAUAUAUGUUUAUAGUAAAGAAGAAAAUAUUUCAUAUUUAUCCAAAACAUGAUGGUCUAUAAACAAUUAAUUAAUUGGCCAGAAGUUAAUUUCAAGCCCUGUCCAGCAAGAUGUAGUUAAGCCAGAGCUGAAUUUUAUUACACUUUCUGCUUUAAGCCUUAGUAAACUAGUGACAAGUAAAACCAGAUAAUGCCCAUGUGUUUUGAAAGAUUUCUGUAAGAUUGUCAUAUCAAAUGUAUUUGGGAGUUACAUUAAAACUUUUAACAAAAAA
Molecule: messenger RNA, 4735 nt
Organism: Alligator sinensis (Chinese alligator)
Lineage: Eukaryota; Metazoa; Chordata; Crocodylia; Alligatoridae
Gene: RANBP3
Product: RAN binding protein 3
Exons: 18
Coding region: 94-1863 (589 amino acids)
Biological process (GO): protein export from nucleus
Cellular component (GO): cytoplasm; nuclear pore
Molecular function (GO): GTPase activator activity
Source: RefSeq, a predicted model, not a curated record